AUCAUAUCAGAUAAAGUCUGCAUUUGUUUACCUACAAAAUUGAAAACAGUUUUUUAGAUUAAAGAGAAUUUUAAUAUUUGUCUACUAUAAUAUAUAUGGUUUAAAAAUGGAUUUUAUACAGAAUGUGAAUUUAUUGCAAUCCGAUUUAAUUGGUGGAGGUACAGUGUCAAAGGACCACCUGCACAUCAAAAGCGAAAUCACUUUUGAGGAUGAAAAAAUAACAGAGACCACAUUCAUGGAUUUGCCAAUGGAGCAAAUAUGUCAAGUGGAAGUCGAGACAGCUCAAGGAAUCAGCGAUGAACUUACCCCAAGUUACAUCAACGUUGGAGAAAUGUGUGCAUUGCAGAAAGAUGUUGAACAAGAUACACAGAAUGAUUUGGAAUUUUCGGAUGCCUUAAAUGAUCAUAACUAUACAUCUCAAGAAGUGUUAAGUCAACCUAAGUUGGAUAAUGUUAAAGAUGUGCUUCUGAGUUACAUUAUAACCAAUGGAUCCAUUGUUGAAACGAUUCCAGAAAAUGUCACAAACUUCAUAGAUGAUACAAUUGAUAAAAUGAAACAGCUUAAAUUAAAAAAUAUCGAUAAGAAAGCUGAUGAAAAUCCUCUUAAUGAAUGUCUAACUCGGAGUAACACGAUUCUUUCAGAAAACUGUUCAGAACCCUUGGAAGUUGAGGGCAGUGAUGAAUAUUUUGAAAGCCUUUAUAAGCACAUGGCUGAAAAUAAAAGUGUGUUAAGUACUAUUUUAACGAAUACAAUUGAUUUUGUAAAGGAUUUCUAUAAUGAAUGCAAAUCAUUAUCCUCAAAAACAGAAGAAGAGUUCAAAGAAUAUAUAUUUGAAAAAAUUAAAAAACUUAAGAUAGUUGCCAAUAUUAAUAAAACAUCUGAUCAAUCUAUUCAAACAUUUUCAAAAGGUUCGCUAAAAAAAAGGCGUAGAAUUAAUCAUAACGCCAAAAAGUAUCUCUUAGAUACAUCUGCUACCUCUACUACAGAGAGUGAAUGUGAAAGUUUGGAUGGUCCUAACAAAGACGAAAAUCCAAAAGAUCGAAAUUUAUUAGCCAAACCUUUGGAUGAAACUUAUAGUUUGAAAAGAGAAUUUGAGUACAGCGAUGGUAUUGAUCUUAGUAAAUAUAUUAAUUUAGGUUUUAACAAUAGUAAUUUUUGGCAAACAUCUCGUGAUUUUGACAAUGACAACACAAAUUCAGGUUCUUCCGAAAAUAAUACGGAUAAAGAAAUAGAAAGGCUCACCAAUUUAAAUGGACUUAAAAAGCGACAUACCCAAAACAGGGGAAUCAAAUCGAAUGAUAAAAUUAAUCAAAAAUUUGUGGGUACUAAAGCUGCGAAUAUGCCUACUGUAUUGGAUGAUGAUUUGGAGAUGUACGAUACUGAAAAUAGUUUCAAAGAAAGUGAAGAUGAGGUUAUAACGGAGAAUCAAUACCUGCUACGAUUUAACGAGCAAAUCAAACAGCAAUUAUUAAAUGAGUCAAACAGUGAUUCUGGUCUUUCGGAUCAAAGCGAAUACAAUCUCUCAAAAGAAUCUUCAACUGAAGAUGAGAAUAAGGGAGAUGUGGUGGACAAAUUUUUGCAAGUUUUUGAAAGCGAACCAUAUAAUAAGGACGAUGAAAUUAAUGAAACUAAUGAAACUAAAUUGGAAUCUGAGAACAAAGAAUCUGAUAGUUUUGAAGUACUCUCGACUGAUAACUUUAUUAACAAAAAUAAAUCCAAGAAAUCAUUGGAGAAAUUAUUAUGUGAAGCGGAAAAACGUAAUCAAAACGAAGAAAUUGUUCUUAGUUCAGAAAGUGAUUAUUCUGAUGUUGAGCCAGAGCCAGUUGAAGAAAAAACGAGAUUUAUUAAACCAAUGCUUCGUAUGGAUCAGUUGGCUAAUGAGACAAGAGCUGCUCAAAAAUCAGAAAGUGAGAGGAUACGAAGGCUGGAAAAAAAACAUGUGAUUCUAUCGAAGGCAAUAAAAAACAAAUCUGGAAAUUCCAAAAAAGGUGAUUUAAUACUUGAUUACAUGGAGAGCACAAAAACAUUUAUAAAGGUCGAUGACGACAUCGUGAAACAAUUGAAGCCACAUCAAAUCGACGGAGUUAAGUUCAUGUAUGAUUCAUGCUAUGGAGGAAUUGAUCACUCUAAAAAACACUCUGGUUCGGGAUGCAUUUUGGCUCAUUGCAUGGGCCUUGGAAAAACUUUACAGUUAAUAGCUCUACUGCACACCGUUAUUUCAUACAAAGAACUGAAUACAACCAAAGUCUUAGUUCUGUGUCCUAAGAGUACAGUUAUGAAUUGGGCUGAUGAACUGCAACGCUGGUUGGGGCCACUGAAAAGCAAGACUCAUAUAAAAGUUUUCGUUUUUCCGGAUUCAUCUGAUAUUUCAGAUAAAUUACGAGUAUUGGAAGAUUGGUCGUUGUCAUCUGUUAACCGAGCUGGUUGCUUAUUGGUGGGAUAUGAAGCUUUCCGGACUCUUGUGUUCUAUCACUCAUAUAAAAACCGAGGAAAUUUAAGUUCUACAAAACUGGAGAGUAUUCGAGAAAAAGUAAACAAAUAUUUACUGCAACCUGGUGCGGAUCUUGUGGUCUGCGAUGAGGGUCAUAUUAUAAAGAAUAGCAAGUCCGCUAUAAGUUUAGCUGUCGCUAAAAUCAUAACUCCAAAGCGAAUUAUUUUAACUGGAACUCCAAUUCAAAAUAAUUUAAAAGAAUAUUACAGUAUGGUUAACUUUAUAAAGCCAUUAUACCUCGGUACAGAAAAGGAAUUUGCCAAUUUAUAUGCGAAUCCAAUAAAAAAUGGACAACACAAGGAUUCAGGCAAAAAGGAUAUUACAGUUAUGAAGCAAAGAUCGUAUGUCUUGCACAAAAAAUUAUCAAAAUUUGUACAGAGAAAGGAAGCUGAACUGUUGAAGACUUUUUUACCGCAAAAAUUUGAAUAUGUUCUUUUUAUACCCAUGACUGAGGUUCAGAACACUCUAUAUGAAUUUAUUUUAGAAGCUAUAGCCAGUCGUGGAGAUAGUCGAGGAAAAAGUCUCAUCACCGAUUAUACUGUUUUAAGAAAGAUUUGGACACACCCUAAAGUUCUUGAAGACGCGUGGAAGAAUGCUAACGUUCAAAAAAAUAAAAAAGAUAACAAAAGACAUGGAUGUCCGCAUUCUGACGACGAUCAGCCGGAUGAUAUUUAUGACAGUCAAACUGGUGUGAUUUCUGUGACUAAUGAUUGGUGGCGAAAAUAUCUUUCAAAAAAAGAUCUGGAGACAAUAAUGCCUAGUAAUAAACUUCGAACAAUGUUUUCGAUUCUUCGUAUGUGCGAAGAAAAAGGCGAAAAAUGCUUGAUCUUCUCGGCUUUUGUUGCAGUACUUAAUGUGGUUGAAUAUUUUUUUAAAAAAAUAACAGAAUCGGAUACUGAAAUACUACAGCACAUUCAUAUUCCAACAAGUUAUAAAGUUUCAAAUACUUGGAUUAAUGGCCAAGAUUAUUAUAGGCUAGAUGGAAAAACACCGAAAAAUAUUAGACACGAAAUGAUAAAACGUUUUAACAGUGAAGCUAACAGAAGAGCUCGCGUUUUUUUGAUAUCUGCCAAGGCUGGAGGCCAGGGCAUAAAUCUAAUUGGUGCAAAUAGAGUUAUAAUUCUGGAUACUUCAUGGAAUCCUUCUAACGAUCAGCAGAAUAUAUUUCGUAUAUUUAGACUGGGCCAAAAAAAAAACUGUUAUAUAUACCGUCUACUAGCAAUGGGAACAAUGGAAGAGAAGGUCUACUCACGAUCCGUUACAAAACAAGCAAUGAGCUUUCGAGUAGUCGAUGAGCAGCAAAUUGAUAGACAUUACAAUAUGGCUGAGUUGGCUGAACUAUACACGUUAACUGUCCCCAAACAAUGCGAAAGGACAAUGCCUGUAUUACCAAAGGAUACCAUAUUAGCACAUCUUUUACGUCAAUCAGAGUUGGUUUAUAAAUAUCACGAGCACGACAGUUUGUUGGAAAAUAAAGUAGAACAAGAAUUAAGUGAACAAGAAAAAGCUGACGCUUGGGAUACAUAUGAAAGAGAAUUGCAAAUGAACUUGGCCCAACAGGAAGGAUUAAAUGCCGAGAAGAUACAAAAUUCUAUUCCUCCCGCAAAACUGGCAUCUUAUUUGGGCUCUGUUCCGAGUCUUGAUAUGCAAACUUUAUUAAGUUACAGUCUACAAUCGGCGUCACUUAUGCCAACGUACAGUUAUGGAUUAAAUCAAAAUUAUGUAGAUGCUUUAAAUUUUUAUCAAAAGUAUGCAUCUCUGCGUUACUCAGACAUGAACUCUUGCUUAAAUGAAAAUAGCUUUGGUCCAUCUCCUCUCAACGUUCUCAGUACGCCAGGUCUUAAUCGCUUUCCAUCAAAUCCAUCGAUUCUAUCACAUAUGCAAAACCUUACAAAUUCUAAAUCACAGGGUAGAGACUUAUUUGAUACACAAAAAGCUCGAAGUAGCACAAUAAAUCAUUCACAAUUUCCCCAUCCGAUUCCUUCAGAAACUACAUCACUGGAAAAUUCAUCAGCGAAUUCCAACUCAAAUAAUGUUCUUGCAAGCUUAGGUCCUUACAAGCAGUUGCUUGAAAACCCGCUAUCAAAUAUAUUAAAUUAUACCCCUCAGGGGUACAUUUCACCUGCUCAAGCUGACAACUUACAUUCAAAUUUAAAGGGAGGUCUUAAUGCCUUCCCCAAUAUGCUUUAUCCAGACAAGGCACUAGAUGCACUUGAGAGUAUGAAUAUGAAAGAAAAAACAACUAAAACCAAGACCGUUGAUCCGAAAAUUGUGAGCUCAGUUGAUCUUACAUCUUCAUCGCCAGUUAGUGUACCAGUCAGUAGUCCACUUUCAAAGAAUUCGGUGAAUUUAAAGAAACAUCAAACACUUACCACAAGUUCAAUUGAUACUAAUAAAUCAUCGUUAGGAUCUGAGUCGGUGACUGCCGCUGCAGUAAAACAUACGACGCCCUUAAAGGGAGCGGUGAAUUUUGCGUCAGUAUAUCCCAGUGGCGCCGCACCAUCCAUUUCAAAAGAUUAUCUAAAAAGAAAUUCGGAAAUGCAAAUAAUACCAACAACAAGUCCUCCGGGUACAAGUAGCAUUACAAAGCAACUUAAUGAAAUAUCUCCCAGCAUAAGUCUCACUGCUGUUAACUCAUUAACAGAGAAACCCAAAUCCCGCAGGCAGGCCUUGCAAAAAAGUUCUUCCAAUUUAAAUGUAGAUAAAAUGCAAAAUGCAAAUAUUUACAAGUUGAAGAAUAAUUUACAUCAGAAUAUAUCAUCAAUAUCGAAAGCUUCAUUGAAUGUAGUUAAAGAUGCUACCGCGGACUACAAAACAACCUCCAACAAAAAUAGCGCCGAAUCAAUGCCAAACAAUUCUAAGUCAAUGACGACACUAAAUAAAAAAAUGUUACCCGAAUCAUUCUAUAAAAGCAAAACCAUGAACACAACACAAAAUAUAUUAAACACUAUCGGUAAUAUACCGACGAAUUUCGCUAAAGAAGGUCAAAGCUUAAGUGACGGAAGGCCUUUCACAAAUGACGGUUCAAUUCGAAUUGAUGUAAAUUUGCCAGGGGAAAAGUCAAACCGUCUUGCUAGGAAAAGGUCUACCGAAAGUCCAAGAGAAAAUCUAAGUAGUAAACGCACUAAAUUAUAA
Molecule: messenger RNA, 5626 nt
Organism: Drosophila hydei
Lineage: Eukaryota; Metazoa; Arthropoda; Insecta; Diptera; Drosophilidae
Product: transcriptional regulator ATRX-like
Exons: 20
Coding region: 107-5626 (1839 amino acids)
Cellular component (GO): nucleus
Molecular function (GO): ATP-dependent chromatin remodeler activity; ATP binding; ATP hydrolysis activity
Source: RefSeq, a predicted model, not a curated record